Molecule: messenger RNA, 1805 nt
Organism: Cryphonectria parasitica EP155
Lineage: Eukaryota; Fungi; Ascomycota; Sordariomycetes; Diaporthales; Cryphonectriaceae
Product: HSP70-domain-containing protein
Exons: 3
Coding region: 60-1805 (581 amino acids)
Biological process (GO): protein folding
Cellular component (GO): cytosol; nucleus
Molecular function (GO): ATP binding; ATP-dependent protein folding chaperone
Source: RefSeq, a predicted model, not a curated record
CACGCUUCCCGACACGAGCAGUUCAAGUUUGGACCCUCUCCCCUCUCGAUAUAUUCCAGAUGAGUGAGAACAGUGCGGCAGAGGCCCAUGCUGGCCCAGGCGAGCGUGUUGCGAUCGGUAUCACCUUUGGCAACUCCAACAGCUCUAUCGCAUACACAAUCGAUGACAAGGCCGAGGUCAUAGCCAACGAGGAUGGUGACCGGCAAAUACCCACGAUAUUGUCUUACGUCGAUGGCGAGGAGUACUACGGCGGCCAGGCCAAGGCCUUCCUCGUCCGCAACCCCAAGAACACAGUCGCAUACUUCAAGGAUUUCCUAGGAAAUGACUUCAAGUCUAUCGACCCAACACACAACCACGCCUCCGCCCACCCUCAAGAAACUGGAUCCACCAUCUCCUUCAGCAUCAACGACAAGGAAGGCGAGGACGCUGCUCCCUCUGAGCUGAGCGUGUCUGAGGUGUCGACCCGUUACCUUCGCCGCCUUGUGCAGUCCGCCUCCGAUUACCUCGGCAAGAAGGUGACCUCGGCCGUGGUCACCGUGCCCACCAACUUCAACGACGCACAGAAGGCCGCGCUCGUCAAGGUCGCCAAGGAUGCCGACCUCGAGGUCCUCCAGCUCAUUGCCGACCCCGUCGCCGCCGUGCUGGCCUACGAUGCCCGCCCUGAGUCCGUCGCAGAGGCUGGUGUCAAGGACAAGAUCGUGGUGGUCGCGGACCUGGGUGGUACCCGCAGCGACGUUGCCGUUAUCGCCAGCCGCGGCGGCAUGUACACAGUCCUGGCCACGGCGCACGACUACGAGUUCGCAGGCUACGCCCUCGACAAGGUCCUGAUGGAGCACUUCGCCAAGGAGUUCAUCAAGAAGCACAAGACCGACCCGCGCGAGAAUACCCGGUCUCUCGCUAAGCUCAAGUUCGAGGCCGAGGCGACCAAGAAGGCCCUGUCGCUGGGCACCAACGCCAGCUUCAGCGUCGAGUCGCUCGCCGACGGCAUCGACUUUGCCUCUACCAUCAACCGCCUCCGCUACGAGAUGGUCGCCCGUCCCGUGUUUGAGGGCAUCAACAGGCUCGUCGAGGGCGUCGUCAAGAAGGCCGGCCUGGACGUGCUCGACGUCGACGAGGUCAUCAUGUCCGGCGGCACCUCGCACACGCCCCGCAUCGCCGCCAACAUGGGCUACAUCUUCCCCGCGUCCACCGCCGUCCUCGCCCCCAGCACCAUCGCCUCCGCCAUCAAUCCCUCGGAGCUGGUCGCCCGCGGCGCCGCACUGCAGGCCAGCCUGAUCCAGGAGUUCGAGGCCGACGACAUCGAGCAGAGCGUGCACCCUGCCGUGACCACCGUCAAGCACAUCACCAACGCCAUCGGCGUCCUGACGUUGAGCCAGGACAGCAGCGACGAAGAGGUCUUCACACCCAUCGUCGCCCCGGAGACAGCCGUCCCGGCCCGGCGCACCGUGCACGUCGACGGCCCCAAGGACGGCGGCGACGUGCUGAUCAAGAUUGUCGAGGGCAACACGCACAUCAAGGUGACCCAGCCGGAGCCCAAGGCCGCCGCCGAGGAGAAACCCAAGAAGGAUGCCGACGACGACGAGGAUGACGACAGCGACUUUGACGACGACGAAGACGAGGAGGAGCAGGAGAAGCGCGAAAAGGUGUGGAAGACCGGCGCCACCCUGGCCGAGGCCGCCAUCCGCGGCGUCAAGAAGGGCGCCAAGGUCGAGGUCACGAUAAAUGUCUCCGCCGACCUGGGCGUCACCGUCGCCCUGAGGGAGGUCGGCGCCAAGGGUGGUGUGAGGGGGACCAUCCCCGCGUAG